AUGAAGAUUUCCAGGACACAAACAGAAAUUCCAAAAGGUUCCUUCCAAGGUUGCUCCAAGUUAAACCUUGUUUUUCAUGAUGGAAUUACAAAAAUUGAUUCAAACGCAUUUACAAACACAGGAUUGACUGAACUUGUAUUGCCAUCAGAACUUACUGAACUUGUAGGAAGUUCCUUUAAUCAAUGUCAAGAAUUAACAACUGUUGAUUUUAGAUAUGCCCAAACACUAACCACAAUUGGAGAUAACGCAUUUUCUGGUUGUCCCAAGUUAUCUACAGUAUUGUUCUCAACCAAAAUCAAAAUUAUUGGCACUGCGGCAUUCAAAAACUGUGAUAUUUUACAACUAAGUUUGCCAAAUGCUCUAGUGACACUUAAUUCUGAAGCUUUUGCAUCAAAUACUCAUUUAACUGAAGCAGCAUUCUUCAGCUAUCAACAAAGUUUAGGUAGUAAUAUCUUCAAUGGCUGCACAAGUCUCACGAAACUUUCUUUCACUGGAGAAAUUGUUUCUCCGUUUCCAGAAAAUAUUUUUGAUGGAAUUCCAAAUCUCAAAGAAAUUCUUUACUGCGGUACAUGGGCUCCACACAUUGAAUCAACGCAAUUACAACAAUAUACAAACCUUAAAGUGAAUGUCAAGACAGACUAUAAUGAUAACACAUUCUUUGGUGUUGAGAUCACUGCAAGUCAACAAAGUAUCUGUCAAGCAAUGAAUAACCUGCCCACAGAUCCACCUCCAAAGGAUCCUCCUCCACCAAUCCCUGAACCAAAUUACUGUUAUGUAGAUGGUGAAAGCGUAUUCUCUCCAGAUGGAUGCAACCAAAAUAACAAUGAAAACAAAGGAAAAAAUGAAACAACAACAGAUAAUACAGGGAAAAAUGAAACAACAACAGAUAAUGGAGGUAAGAAUGAAAAACCCGAAGAGAAUAUAGCAAAUCCAACUCCUACUUCAAAUCCUGAUGACUCGAAAUUAGAAGGAAAAUCUAAACAAACAGCAAUAAUUGCUGGAUCUGUUGUUGCGGUUGUCGCUGUUGUUGUUAUUGUUGCUGUUGUAGCUGUUUUUGUUAUCAGAAGUAAGAAGGCUUCUAUCAAAACAGAAGGAGAUAUAGAACCAUAA
This is a messenger RNA of Trichomonas vaginalis G3, 1110 nucleotides long. RefSeq names its product ribonuclease inhibitor domain-containing protein. The transcript has a single exon. The coding region runs from base 1 to 1110 and encodes 369 amino acids. NCBI's taxonomy places the organism in Eukaryota, Parabasalia, Trichomonadida, Trichomonadidae. The record is from RefSeq and is a predicted model, not a curated record.